GAUCAAAGCAAGUCAGAGGUAGUGAAACAAUAUUGGACAAAGAGAGAACUGGAGAAUAAGAUUGAUAUCGAAGAGACACAACAAAAGACAUACGAGUUCAAGGCUAUUUUCUACGAAAAACAAUCACAAAAAAGCUCGAAAAAAGGAUUGACUUUGAAUAAAAUGAAGAGGACGGAAAGGUGCUUAGGAAAAGAAACUGACCAUUUAAUGAUUCUGAAACAAAAACAAGUUCCGAUUACGAUUCUGAUUAUGUGGAGAGCAGGCUAA
Funneliformis geosporum is the source of this 267-nucleotide messenger RNA. The record is from the annotation of a GenBank genome assembly. Lineage: Eukaryota; Fungi; Glomeromycota; Glomeromycetes; Glomerales; Glomeraceae.